UAGUAGUUUUAACUUUUAACGCAUAAACCCAGGCAGAUGAAAUUGGAUUUGGGGGAUUAGGAGUGUAUGCACUGUGCGUACUGCGUGCUCGAUCGUAAAUUUCAUUUGAAUUUGAAAUUUUCAAUCUUGCCAUAAUUUCGAUGCAGCAACAGUUAAAGUUACAAUAACAAUAUGCAUCAACACAAGGUGCUUCCGAAGAGAAUAAUACUGGUGCGGCACGGCGAGUCGCACGGUAACCUCGACACGGCGGCGUACACCACCACUCCCGACCACAAGAUCGAUCUAACGCCCACCGGAAUCGCUCAAGCGCAGAAUGCCGGGGCAUGCAUCCGUGCAGCCAUUGCCUCCGACUCAUCCUCCCCGAACUGGCGCCUGUACUUCUACGUGUCGCCCUAUGCGCGCGCCAGAUCCACGCUCCGAGAGUUAGGGCGCUCGUUCUCGAGGGCGCGCGUGAUAGGCGUGAGGGAAGAAUGCCGCAUUCGGGAGCAGGACUUCGGGAACUUCCAGGAGCGUGAGCGCAUGGAUUCUAUCAUGGAGACUCGGUUACGAUACGGCAGAUUCUACUACCGCUUCCCUGAGGGCGAGUCCGCCGCCGAUGUCUUCGAUCGCGUUUCCAGUUUCCUUGAAUCUCUGUGGAGGGACAUUGACAUGAAUAGGCUCAAUCAAGACCCUUCCCAUGAUCUGAACCUGAUAAUUGUCACACAUGGGCUAGCAUCCCGUGUUUUCCUCAUGAGGUGGUUCAAGUGGACGGUUGAACAGUUUGAGCUUCUGAGCAAUCCUGCAAACUGUGAGAUCCGCAUCAUGCAGUUGGGUGCUGGUGGAGAAUACAGCUUGGCAGUCCAUCAUACGGAGGAAGAACUGCUUCAAUGGGGGCUCUCUCUUGAAAUGAUAGCUGACCAGAAAUGGCGAGCCCAGGCAAACAAGGGUGCCUGGAAUGAUCAGGUUCCAGUGUGUCUUAAUGCAUUUUUUGAUAACCUUCCUGAUUCUGAUGAUGACAAUGUAGACCUAAAUGAGAUUAAAAAUUCCCCAAUGAACAAGAAGAAAAUGAAGAGGAAGGAGAUAAGGUGACAAGAUCGUGCUUUACUUAUUGCUGACAGUAACCAGCUCUGUUCAUCACAUUCAUCAUUAUGAACUUUACAUCCAACUGGAAGCUUCAAAUAUACUGAAUCUAAUGAAUUGAUAAUAUAUUAGAUUAUAGAUAAGGCUUGAAGCAUUCUUAUAUAGUGAAGGGAACAAGGUUGCUUUGCACGCAUGCAUUAUGCAUCCUGUUUUCCAAAUCAUGUUAUGAUAGAAUUAGAACUUAGAAGAGUCUGCAUAGUAUUUGUUCAUACAAAGAGCGAAAAUUGUACUCGGACCUUUAUACACAAAGUUUAUGAAUAUUGCAGACGCCCAUCCUAUCCCUUAGGAAUUUAUUUUCUU
Arachis ipaensis is the source of this 1419-nucleotide messenger RNA. RefSeq names its product phosphoglycerate mutase-like protein AT74. Gene Ontology annotation, molecular function: catalytic activity. The record is from RefSeq and is a predicted model, not a curated record. NCBI's taxonomy places the organism in Eukaryota, Viridiplantae, Streptophyta, Magnoliopsida, Fabales, Fabaceae.